This is a messenger RNA of Prunus armeniaca (apricot), 1041 nucleotides long. The record is from the annotation of a GenBank genome assembly. Lineage: Eukaryota; Viridiplantae; Streptophyta; Magnoliopsida; Rosales; Rosaceae.
AUGGAGGUAGCCAAUAGGUACAUAACAAUAAAGACCCAUAUAGACGGUGAACCCAAGGAGUCAGACUUUGAGCUCAGGACUUUAGCCCUUGAUAUAUCAGUUGACCCCGGUUCCAAUGAUAUUAUUGUGAAGAAUCUGUAUGUGUCAAUUGACCCCUACCAGCUAAACCGCAUGAAAAGUUUCAGCUCCUCACAGAAAGCUAUAGGCUUUGCAGCUGCCAUCACUCCAGGAGAAACUAUUGAUGCUUAUGGUGUGGCAAAAGUUGUGGCUUCUGGGAAUCCUGAAUUUGAGAAGGAUGACUUGGUUGUGGGGCUUAUCACUUGGGGAGAGUAUAGUGUACUAAAAGAAGGAAGCAUGUUUAGGAAAUUGGAUCCUUUGGGAUUUCCACUGUCUUACCAAGUUGGAAUUCUAGGUUUCAGUGGACUUACAGCAUAUGGUGGAUUUUUCGAAGUAUGCAAGCCUAAGAAGGGGGAGAAAGUUUUCGUGUCUGCAGCUUCUGGAUCAGUUGGGAAUUUGGUCGGACAGUAUGCAAAACUGUUUGGUUGCUACGUUGUUGGCUGUGCAGGAACCAAUGAAAAGGUAGCACUGCUCAAGGAAAAGCUCGGAUUUGAUGACGCAUUCAACUACAAGGAAGAGUCUGAUUUAAAGUCAACCCUCAAAAAGUACUUCCCUAAUGGGAUUGACAUAUACUUUGACAAUGUUGGGGCUGAGAUGCUAGAAGCAGCAGUUUCUAACAUGAACACUUUUGGUAGAGUUGCCGUUUGUGGCGUAAUCUCUGAGUAUACAGAUGCUGGAAAGAGAGCUGCACCAGAUAUGCUAGAUGUUAUAUACAAGAGAAUCAAGAUCCAGGGGUUUUUAGCAGCUGAUCAAAUGAAAGUCUAUUCGGAUUUUCUUUCCACCACCACAGAUCAUCUUCGUACUGGAAAAUUGCAUGCCAUUGAAGACAUCUCACAUGGUCUGGAGAGUGUUCCAUCUGCUUUCAUUGGACUUUUCUGUGGCCAUAACACGGGAAAGAAAAUUGUUGAGAUUGCAGAUGAGUGA